Polyodon spathula (Mississippi paddlefish) is the source of this 1659-nucleotide messenger RNA. Its product is annotated as tubulin epsilon chain-like. The transcript is spliced from 12 exons. The record is from RefSeq and is a predicted model, not a curated record. Gene Ontology annotation, cellular component: microtubule; cytoplasm. Gene Ontology annotation, biological process: microtubule cytoskeleton organization; mitotic cell cycle. Lineage: Eukaryota; Metazoa; Chordata; Actinopteri; Acipenseriformes; Polyodontidae. Gene Ontology annotation, molecular function: GTP binding; structural constituent of cytoskeleton. The coding region runs from base 67 to 1494 and encodes 475 amino acids.
UAAUUACAGAGCUAACACUUCGAAGCACACUUGACUCUACUGGGAUAGUGUACCAGCUGUGCUAGGAUGACACAAUCUGUUGUGGUACAGGUUGGUCAGUGUGGUAAUCAAGUUGGCUCUCGGUUUUGGGACCUCGCUUUAAGGGAACAUGCAAGUGUAAAUAAAAAAGGAAUCUAUGAUGAAGCUUUAAGUAGUUUCUUCAGGAAUGUUGAUACCAGGAGAAGUGAUGAGGACAAUAAUGAUAUUUCUGGAGGAAAAAUAAGAUCCCUAAAAGCCAGGGCUGUUCUGAUUGACAUGGAGGAAGGUGUGGUUAAUGAAAUACUUCAAGGACCUCUGAGAGAUGUUUUUGACAGUAAGCAACUCAUUACCGAUGUAUCAGGCUCAGGCAACAACUGGGCAGUAGGGCACAAAGUGUAUGGCUCCACAUACAGAGAUGAGAUUGUGGAGAAUCUGAGGAAGGCUGCAGAGCACUGUGACUGUCUGCAGUGUUUCUUUGUUAUUCACUCCAUGGGCGGAGGCACUGGCUCUGGUUUAGGUACUUCUGUUCUGAACGUGCUUGAAGAUGAGUUCCCCGAGGUUUGCAGGAUAGUCACUUCAGUUUACCCCUCUGCUGAGGACGAUGUCAUCACCUCCCCCUAUAACAGUGUUCUUGCCAUGCGGGAGUUAACAGAGCAUGCAGACUGUGUACUACCAAUAGAAAACCAAUCCUUAGUUGAUAUCGUCAACAAAAUUAAGCACAUGUCCCAUUCUGGAAAGCUGGGAGCUGAAAUCAAACAGAGCAGCACUAUAAUCUCUGGUCAGGGUGGAAUCAAAGGCCAGGAGAAACCAUUUGAUGCAAUGAACAACAUAGUGGCAAACAUGUUACUCAAUUUAACCAGUUCUGCCAGGUUUGAGGGCUCCCUCAAUAUGGAUCUCAAUGAGAUUACUAUGAAUCUUGUUCCAUUUCCAAGACUUCACUAUCUGGUUUCCAGUUUAUCUCCACUCUACACACUGGCAGAUGUUAAUGUUCCUUCAAGGAGGUUGGAUCAGAUGUUUUCUGAUGCUUUUAGUAAAGAUCACCAGCUGAUUCAUGCUGACCCAAAGCACAACCUUUACCUGGCCUGCGCUCUGAUAGUGAGAGGGGAUGUUCAAGUUUCUGAUCUCAGAAGGAACAUUGAAAGGUUGAAACCUUCUCUGCCAUUUGUGUCCUGGAACCAGGAAGGCUGGAAGACUGGCCUGUGUUCUGUGCCUCCAGUUGGACAUUCCCAUUCCCUGCUAGCUUUGGCAAACAAUACCUGUGUCAAGUCUACUUUCAUAGAACUGAAAGACAGAUUCAUGAAACUCUACAAGAAAAAGGCCCACCUUCACCAUUACUUGCAUGUAGAUGGGAUGGAGCAGAGCUGUUUCACAGAAGCAGUCUCAUCCUUGUCCUCUCUCAUUGAGGAAUACAAUCAAUUGGAUGCAACAAAGGGUUUACUGAUGACAGAUGCACAAAGACUUAAUAUCGCUGUGUAAGGUAUCUUCUGCAAAAUAUGUUUUUAGUAUUUCAAAUGUUAUUUUUCUAUAAAAUAAUUGUUUCUAAUGACACUGACAAUGACUUUCAGAGAAAUGUAAAACGUCAGCUGACAAUCUGACCAUGAAAUUGUGUGUAAAUAAAGAUAUAUUUAUGUUUAAAAAGAA